Messenger RNA from Anastrepha obliqua, 1196 nucleotides. Its product is annotated as glycoprotein-N-acetylgalactosamine 3-beta-galactosyltransferase 1-like. The coding region runs from base 80 to 1078 and encodes 332 amino acids. The record is from RefSeq and is a predicted model, not a curated record. Gene Ontology annotation, molecular function: N-acetylgalactosaminide beta-1,3-galactosyltransferase activity. The transcript is spliced from 4 exons. Gene Ontology annotation, cellular component: membrane. Lineage: Eukaryota; Metazoa; Arthropoda; Insecta; Diptera; Tephritidae.
AAAACUCGCGUUCAAUCACCGGUAACCAUCACUUAGACGCAUCACCUCAUUACUUCAAGAGCAGCGGUGCAGGAAAGAAAUGACAAAAAACCGGCAAAAGUGUGAAUCGAUAUUUCGGUUGUGUUUUAGAGACUUUUUUAUCAGCUUGAAAAUUUUACUCAAACUCUUAGUUACUUUUUGGUUUUGCCUUAGCGUAAUUCAAGCCGAUUACACGCGCUUAUUUAAUCUAAAGCGAAGUACUGCUGAUAAAGACUCUCCAUCGAACGCAACCAAUGUUUCUCGGCCACGCAUCUUUUGCCUAAUUUUCACCAGCGUUGAACGACAUGAUUACAUUGCGAUUUAUGGCCAAAGUACGUGGAUUAGGAAUUGUGAUCGUUAUCUAUUCGUGAGUAAUUCAAUACAUCCAGUUUUGGAGCCGUUGGUCAUCAAGAAUCGCUACCGUUGGGGAGCCAUGUUAAUUAGCCUCGGCUACGUGUAUCGAUAUUAUGCUGACGAAAUGGAUUGGCUGCUGAAAGUAAAUGAUGAUAACUUCGUAAUUUUGGAAAACCUACGCAAGCUGCUUCAACCCUACUCCUCCGAUGAACCAAUUAGUUUUGGGUGCAAAAUGAAGAAUAACGAAAACCAGACGUACAUGCAUGGCGGUAAUGUCUUCAGCCGCGAAGCAUUGCGUCGCCUCGUUACCAAUGGCUUCACAAAUUCAAGUCUAUGUUACCUGGACGAUAGUCCCUACGAUGAUGAAGAAUUGAGCAGAUGCCUACGAAAUGUGGGCGUUGUUGCCGGUGACAGUCGCGACGCCAUGGGGCGCCAGCGGUUUUUGCCAUUCAAUCCCGAGCAAUAUCUGGUAGACCUGGAACCGGAUAUGCAGGAAUGGUAUUCAACUCGUUCGUAUUACGAAAUCAAUGCCAUUACGAGAGAAUUGUCGAGGGAAGUAAUUUCUUUUUACAAUGUAAAUCCACCAACAAUGCUCUGCUUGUAUUAUUAUAUAUAUAAAAUGAGAAUUUUCGGAAGAAAAGUGCUACCUCAAAAUGGUACAACACAUUUUAUAAAUGGUACGCCAUCAGUGACGCACAGCAAUUAAAUUCAAAGAGACCUAUAUAUGCAUGUACAGCGGUCAAAAAAACAAACAAAACAGUCGACAUAAGUAAUAAAGUUUAUUAUUUUGUCAAUAAAAAACUGUUAAAUGUUAAACUUAACAA